Molecule: messenger RNA, 1085 nt
Organism: Brassica oleracea var. oleracea
Lineage: Eukaryota; Viridiplantae; Streptophyta; Magnoliopsida; Brassicales; Brassicaceae
Product: F-box/kelch-repeat protein At3g17530-like
Exons: 1
Coding region: 84-1085 (333 amino acids)
Source: RefSeq, a predicted model, not a curated record
GGGUUCCGUCCAAGUCUCUAGCAAAAUUGCAAACUACUUGCAAACGAUGGUACGCUUUAUUCAAAGAUCCAAAGUUCGUGAAGAUGAACAACAUCUUGCGUAAAGCAUCGAAAGAGGUGAUGUUCCUUAUAGACUAUAGGGUUUAUUCGAUUAGAGUUAACAGAUUGCGCAACCGCUUCCGUAACAAAUGCAUUGAGUAUGCAUCCAUCGAGUUUACAGGGAAACUUACCCGUCUUGAAGAUUCAAAAGAGUUAAAGUUAUCUCGAAUCUUUCACUGCAACGGAUUGAUAUUAUGCUGCAUGGAGGAUUUCGAAAGUCUUGUGGUUUGGAAUCCUUGUACCGGUGAAACCAUGAGUAUCAAACCCAAAAGUUUUUACCAGUGGAAUGAUAGUUAUGCUUUUGGAUGUGGAAACAGCGAAUCUUCUUGCCCCAACUACAAAAUUUUGAGGUGUAGCAGUUAUUAUUGCAAAAACAGUGAGCAACGUAUUUUUAACUGUGAGAUUUAUGAUUUCAGCUCUGAUUCAUGGAGGGUUCUUGCUGGUGUGACCUGGAGGAUACAUUGUUCUGACAAUGUUGUUUCGCUGAAAGGAAAUGCUUACUGGAUUCAUUUUGAUAGAGAAGCUCGCCAUAAUGUCCUACUCAGUUUUAAUUUCACAACGGAGGUAUUUGUGUCUAUGCCUCUUCCGGAUCAGAGUGAUUAUAGACAUUUGGGUAUAUCGGUUGUUAGAGAAGAACGCCUCGCAGUUUUACAUCACAAUAUUGGUACAUCCUUGACAGAGAUGAAUGUAUGGUUGAGCAAUAAGAUUGAUGAAGCCAAAGAGGUGUCAUGGAGCAAAUUCUUAGCAGUGAGCUUUGAUAACUUUAAGUAUCCAAGUUACGUGAAAGGGAUGACUUUUUGGGUGGACGAUGAGGAUAAAGUGGUAGUAACUUGUAUUAGAGACAGAUACAAUUAUGAUUACGUUUUCAUUGUAGGAGAACGUUUGCAUAAACAAGUUUUUGGUAAAUCUUGGAUUUGGCCAUGUCUCCUGAGUUAUGUUCCAAGUUUGGGUCACAUCCCCAAGACGAAAAAAGAAGAAACAUUGUAA